Molecule: messenger RNA, 462 nt
Organism: Nicotiana attenuata
Lineage: Eukaryota; Viridiplantae; Streptophyta; Magnoliopsida; Solanales; Solanaceae
Exons: 1
Coding region: 1-462 (153 amino acids)
Molecular function (GO): RNA-DNA hybrid ribonuclease activity; nucleic acid binding
Source: RefSeq, a predicted model, not a curated record
AUGGGAGGGGGGACUGCUGGAGUUUUUCGUAAUGCCUCUGGUGCUUGGGUGUAUGGUUUUACCAAACCACUGAGACAUACCAAUAUUCUCCAAGCUGAACUGCUAGCCUUAUACCACGGGCUACAACUAGAAAAUGCUCACAAUUUCAGACCUUUACAAGUGGAGACGGACUCUCAAGUACUCCUACACAUCCUAUCUAGUGCUCCACUAAAACACUCACAUAUCAUUUUUGCAUGCAAGUCGAUGCUCCGGGAUCUCCAGGUGACCCAGAUCCAACACACAUUUAGGGAAGGCAAUGUUGUGGCAGAUGUAUUAGCCAAACAUGGGAAGACAAUCAAGAAUUUCCAACAUACUGAUGUUCUCCUUUUUGAAAAUCCAACUUAUUUUGCUUUACCGCUUUUAGCUACUGAUGUAACCAGAAUUGUAACUUUUCGUUCAGUUCCAACCCCUGUAACGCACUAG